UUUACCUAAAAGAAAAUUAUGGAAGUAAUGUUCCGACUGCUACAGCUAGUACUUCAGCAUCUGCAAUGAGUAACAUCCCUACAACAUUAGUACAUGAUACCAGUACUCUCACGGAAACUAUAACUCAAGAUGUUCUUGAUGUUUCUACAAUUAGUCCUAUAUCUGGUGAUAUUCCACAUUAUACUAGUACUCAUAACAUUGCAGGUGGAAAUGAAACUUUAAUUGAUGAUCUUAAUCUUCCUACAGCUAGCAAUUCUAUAUUGAGCAACCCUAUAACAAGCGCAUUAUCAAAUAACGUUUCUGCAAACUUGAUGCACAACACUAAUACUUCUACGACAGCUCCAAGGAAAACGCUAAGUGAAGAUGUGUCUAAUAUUUGUGCUGGACUAUCAACCAUCAGAACAUCUUCUACCAGAGAAAUUUUUUUAGAUGAUGAGGUCUUUGAUCCUACGUGGAUCCAAUCUGUGGGAUAUGAACUGCGAGAAGAAGCCCAAAACCAAAAAAUCGUAUCCCAAACUCAAAGAAUCAUCGGAUUAGAAAAUCAUGUUAAAUCGCUCAUCAAUCAACGUGAUCAUGCCUUGAAGCAAAGAUCAGAACUAGAAAGAAACAUGAAUUCAUUAUCACAGAAAUAUAAUGAAACUUUAACCGAAAAUUCCGAUUUAAAAGAAACGGUGGGGCGCAUGCAUUAUGAAAAUGAGGUGCUUCAGGCAAAAAAUGAGGUGCUUCAGGCAGAAAAAUGGCUCUUGGAUUAUGAUGUCGGCAUUCUGAAAAAAAAAUUAGGAAAUGAGCAAUGA
Molecule: messenger RNA, 794 nt
Organism: Racocetra fulgida
Lineage: Eukaryota; Fungi; Glomeromycota; Glomeromycetes; Diversisporales; Gigasporaceae
Source: the annotation of a GenBank genome assembly